Molecule: messenger RNA, 4411 nt
Organism: Cinara cedri
Lineage: Eukaryota; Metazoa; Arthropoda; Insecta; Hemiptera; Aphididae
Source: the annotation of a GenBank genome assembly
GUUUUACUGUUUAUUAAUUGCGAAUGGUACCUAUAUUAUCGCUCGUGUUUGAAAAUCGUUACGUAAUGUUCGACGGGCGGUUUUAAACCGAUAGCCGGAUCAGACGUCAUCGCAUCGUCAUCCGUUGGCCAAGUAUUGGAGUUCGAAGUAUUUGAAAAAGAAACUUGUUUACAAUGUCGUUGAAAGAAGCGUUCAAGCCCAAAACUAUGAAAAUUUCUACUACGUUUAUCGAUGCGGACGGAAGAGAGAAACAGGUGCUUAUUAGUUAGUUAUUUACCUGUUCGGCUGACAAUUUAUUAUCAUAAUUUUCGAAUUAUUUGUUUUCUUUUUGCCGGUCCGGAUUGAUUUGUUAAUAUCGUUAACUCGUCAUCAAAGAAUAUUGAUGUGAGUGGGUAAUGCCCGGCGGAAACGGGCAUAACCCAGUCAUUACUAAGUUAGGCAGGUGAUUGAGGUAGACCCUGUACGAAAGAGUCUUCAGGGAGACUGAGGUGGAAAGAUCGUGUUAAAAAAGACAUUAAGGUUUCGGCUGGAAACCUAAUAGAGAGAAGCUGUAGAGAACAGGUGUUAGGUUUUGUAUUUGGUGGUAUGGCUUUAAAGUUGUAAACCAACAAGAAAAACUCGUUAUUUUAUUUUAUGUUUCAACAAUUUUAUUUUUUUGUGAUUUUGGCAAUAAUAAUAUUUGAUAUUUCAGAUCGAAACCAGAGAAGACGAAGAACAGUCACAGAAAUUACAAGAAAUAUUAGAUCUGCUAAUCGCGGCAGGAUACUUUCGUGCUAGAAUUAAAGGUUUAUCUCCAUUUGAUAAAGUACGAGAUAACAAUAUUAAUUUUAUUGUGUGAUUACUAGUUUCUAAUAAAAUAUUUAUGUUUUCACAGAUCGUUGGAGGUCUCACAUGGUGCAUAGACAAUUGCAAUGUUGACUUGGACGUUGAUCUGCAUUUUGACGAAUCUUUAGUUAUUGGUCAAAAGAUGUAUGUUUUAAACCUUUCAAUAAUUUAGUUAUAUUGUAAACAGGGCUGUGAAUUUAUUGCACUAAAACAGUGUUGAAUAUGCAUGCAUUUAUGCACUAUCUAUAUUAAUAAUACUGCUUUUAUUAUAUAAAAAAAAAAAAUUCUUUAUAUAUAUAUAAUUAAUCUUCCAGUGGUUCUUUACCGCCUGAAAAAAAAGAAAUAUUGGACACAUUAUAUUAUAUAUCUUUUGAGCUAAAGGUAUUAAAAGAUAACAUAUUUAUAAUAGUAGAUAUAUUAUGUAGAUAUCAAAACAAUCCUGAUUUUAUUAUCUGGUUACAAUUUAAGUUAAAUACCUGACUAAAAAUAUAAUAUUUUCAUUGAAACUAUAUAAAACAUAUUAUUGUAAACAAAAACAUUUGGAUCAAUUUAUUCCAAAUUGACUGAAAAAAUAUAAAUAUUAAGAAAAAAAUAUUAACCCAAAAGAACCAUGAAAACAUGAUUUCGUAUUUUAACUAUAAAUAAGACAAAAUAAAUUCUAGCCUUAUUCAUUUUCUUUUAUGGUUUAGCAAAAGAGACAUGCAAAUGCAUUAGAUUCAAGGCCCUGAUUAUAAAUUAUACUAUUAUAUUUUAAUGGUAGCAUAAAUAAUAUCAGUAUUUAAUGAUUAUAAUUUAAUUAAAUAAUAUUACAUAUUGUUUAUAGAGCACUUACGGAAAAAAUUGUUUCUGUCUUACCUAAAAUGAAAUGUCCAUACCAGAUUGAACCACAUCAAAUUCAAGGUCUUGACUGUAUUCAUGUUUUUCCUGUUGUUCAAGUAAUUCGUUAUUAUUUUUGAGAAUAGUUAUGGUUAGUUUUAUUUUUAAUAUAUAAAUACAUUGCAGUGGUUAGUGAAACGUUCUAUUGAAAAUAUAAAAGAAAGAGGUAAACUGUUAAUGCACUAUGCUGCCAAUCAAUUUGACAAGUUGGUUUGUUCAAAAAUUAGUUUAGAAAAUGAACCAAAAACCAAAGAAAAAUGUGGCUAUCUGAAAGUGAGUAGUUAAAACCAAAAAAUAUUUUUUGACAAAAUGUUUGAAUAUAAUUUAUCACAAAAUAAAUAGAUAAUAUUGUUUAUGCAACAAUUAAACUGGCCAAUUUUUUCGUAUGUACAUUUAUUUCAGAAAUGUUUAAUAGGCAAUAGAAGAACAAACAAAUCUUUUCACAAGGAAGAACAGAGAAUUAUGGAAUAUUUAGAAGACUCUUCUGAAUCCGAAGACGUGGAUAGUAGUGAAUGGUUUAUUAAAAAACCAUUCGAUCCCAACGACUUUAAUGAAGUAACAAUUAUUUGAACUCAUGUAUACAUUAUAGUACAUACAUAAUAUGUUAAUUGAAAUUUUUUAUUUGAAGAUUGUGAUGACUGAUGAAGAAAAAAUUGCUAAAUUAAAAGAAGAAAAUGAAAAAUUAUUAGAAGAAUUAGCGGACGCUCAAAAAGAGACCAAACAAAUUAAUAAUGAAAUCGAACAAUUAUCAUUGGAGACCAAUAAUAUGGAAGGUGAUAGAAAACAGUAAGAACUUUUCAUCUUACACUCAAAAUGGCGAAAUUGAUUUAAAGUUUAAAUAUGUAUUUUUAAAUUUAGGGAGUUGGAAAGCAUUCAACUUCUUGUGUCUGAAUAUGAACGAGUAAAAGAGGCUGAAGAUAAAUUCCAAAAAGAGUGUGAAAAACAAAUGGAAGAAUAUCAGCAACAAAUUAAGUACUAGAUACAUGUUUAUGUGAUACAUUUCAUCUCUAUUAAGUAUUAAUAUAUUAUAUCAGGGGCAAUAUAGUUAGAAAUAGAGUAUAAUAUAAAUUAAUUAAUCGAGUACAAUAAAAUUUCCUAUUUCUUUUAUAUUUAAAAUAAAAUAUAUUUUACGUUUUCUUUUAAAUAACAAAUUUACCAAUUGAUAGAUUGGCCGUCUUAAUAUAUUUAUGAUGUUCAAUAUCUGCAUAUAAUAAUGAGAAUUGAUAAAAAAAAAAAAAAAAAGUGAUCUUAACUAUCAGUUCUGAUAUAUAUAUAUGUAUAUAUCUAUGUAUUAUGAGGUUACUAUGUGUUUUUUUUUUAUUACAGGGAAGCUAAAGCUGCCUUAGAAGAGCCAGUAGAAGACGACACUGAACUUAAAGAAGAAUUGGAUAAGAUUAAAAACAAGGUUGAAGUGGCUAGGACAAAAUUGAGCAAAAAAGCUAGAGCUGUAGGUCUUAUGAAACGUAAACUCGAUCAGAUACCCGAUAGGGCUGAAUUGACCCAAUAUCAAAGGAGAUUUGUUGAACUAUCCAAUGAAGGCAUAUUAAACUUAUUUUUCAUACAUGCCUGAUCAUAAAUAUUUAUGCAAUUGUGUUUUAAUCUAGUGUCUGCUAGGCAUCGUGAGACGAAACGGCAUUAUGCUCUUUAUAAUACGCUUAGCGAUGUCCAGAUGUAUUUGAACAAAGAACUGUCAUUGUUAAGUUCGAUUCUGGACGCUUUCCCCGAGUAUGUCUUUAGAAAAUUGUAAACAUUUAUUUGAUAAUUUUGUAUUUAAAUUUUUGUGUAUUACAGAACGAGUAAGAUACCAGGAGCUAAAGAACAAUUUUUGUUACAGUUAGAAAAUAUUGAUAUUGGCGUAAAACAAACUCUGGACAGAGUAAGUCUUUCAAAUAAUAGUAAAUUCAAUUUUGUUACUUUUUGUGACCACGUUUGCAGGUGGAGAGUAAAAGAAACAAAGAACAGAGCAUGAAAACUAAUUUAAAUAAUCAAUUAUCAACAUGCAUGUCAGCACAUCGACAGUAUUUGGCUGCAGUCAAACAGCUUGAAAUUGAAAUACAAAAGAAUCUCAAACUCCAAGAACAGAUUGACAGUCAACUAGAAAGUAACUGAUAGUUAAUGAUAUAUUAUGAUCAUAAUUUUAAUUAGCACAAUAUAUUAAAGUUUUAAGUUAAAUAUUUAUUAUAUAGUUUAUGUAAUAUUAAAACAAUAAAAACGUUUAAAAUGAUUAAUAUAAAUAUUAUUAAUUAUGUAUAACAAAAUUGUGUCUCAAUGACAAAAAAACAAACAAAAAUGGUGUAAUAACAAAUGUCUAUUUAAGUGAACAAAUCUAAACAGCUAUAGAGUAAUCUGAAUGCUUUUGAGGAUUAUUAUUGGACACUGGUCUGGACCACAAUGUUGAUUUGCCCAAGUUAAGUUUCUUAAGUGUGUUUGUGUUGUUACCUUCGGUUUCUGCUCGGCAAGUAGUGGCUGCCGGAAAAAGUGAUGUAUCGGCCAUUGAUGAAGAUCUUUUGGAUCUAUUAGUCGGAAACCAUCUGUUAUAAGUACGAGCCAACAUUUAUUAAAUAUAAAUAGUUUCUAUUUUGUUUUAAAAGUCUUAUUGUCGCUAAUAUACCUAGUUUGUGUCCUUCUGGGUAGUGAUUUUUGCUCGGUUGGUGGUGGAGACAAGUCAGACGAUGUGCUUGAUUGUGCCCGGCUAUAUAUGAAACCUGAG